AUGUGUCGUCGUAUAUCAGAUCUAAUGCCUGUCAUUAUUCGAGCCUCACAGACAACAGUAUCCACAUGUCAGAAAGUAUUUGCCGAUCAUCGUUGGAACUGUUCAUCGAUACUUCGAGCACCGCUAUACAAAUCUGAUCUCACGAAAGUUAAGUUAAUUCUAAGAAAUCCAUUUUCUUUUUGCUUUAAUUAUCGGCUGAUUUUAUGCAAGUACUAUUCUAUGAUAAGUACUAAGGAGCAAGCAUUCGUACAUGCACUUUCAUCCGCGGCACUUACACAUCAUGUAGCUAAAGCCUGUGUUUCUGGUGAUUUACCUUACUGUCCCUGUGGUCUGAAUUCACCAACUGUAUCUGCUGAUACUUCCUAUAAAUGGAAAGGAUGUAGCGAUAAUGUAUUAUACGGACAAAAAGUAAGCCGAGAAUGGGCAGAUGCUUCAUGGCGUAAGAAAUGGCGUCCGAGUAAUAUAACUGUUCCAAGCAGACGACGCUAUCGGGAAUUAAUCAAUGAUUGGGCCUAUAUCAAUACGGAGUUCUCGGAGCGCAAAUCAUCAAUUGAUCUUUCACCACGAGCACGAAUGAAUGAACAUAAUAAUGAAGUUGGUCGCCAGGUGACACAAGAAAGUCUAUAUCGGAAAUGCAAAUGCCACGGUGUAUCAAGCAGUUGUAAUGUGAGGACGUGCUGGAAUACCUUACCGGAUGUUUAUGAUAUAGCUUUGAAGUUACGGGAACGCUAUGCGGAAGCAGCACUAUUAUUGGAAUCUGAAUAUGCUGAUAAGGCUAUGCAUGGUGAAUUGUCAAGACAACAUUUGGUUUAUCUGCGAGAUUCACCGGAUUAUUGUGUAGAAGAUAAUAAUACAGGCUCAUAUGGUACAACAAUGAGAGAAUGCAACCUAACAUCGUCAGGUCCAAGCAGUUGCAGCAGUUUAUGUUGUGGACGUGGAUAUUACACUAAUAAAACGCCUGUUGAAGAACAGUGCCAAUGCAAGUACGUGCACUGCUGUUAUGUGAAAUGUAAAACAUGCAAAUAUCUAUUUGAUAAGCACCACUGUAAAUAA
Cercopithifilaria johnstoni is the source of this 1053-nucleotide messenger RNA. The record is from the annotation of a GenBank genome assembly. NCBI's taxonomy places the organism in Eukaryota, Metazoa, Nematoda, Chromadorea, Rhabditida, Onchocercidae.